AUGCCUACACUGCAGGUCAGCAGUUGCAGCGAUUAUAAGAACAAACGGCUAAAGAGGGCACUGAUUAAAUCCUUGUCGUUAGAUAAGAAGACUUUUGUGACUAAUCUUCUGCCGUCCGAUCAUCCGACUUUUUUGCGGCAAAUUUGCUUGGAGGGAGAAAGGAAUGAAGCAGAGGAAGUGAGUUUGGAAAGAAAGAUGUUAGGUUGUUCUACAGGUUUUUUGCCAGCACCUCCAUUGUUGCCUUCUUUGGACAUGAAUUCCAAAGGGGUCACAAGGAGCAAAACGUUCGCUGCGAAAGAGAAGCCAAGUUCUGGGGGGUCUAAGAAAUUGCUUGUUCACAGCAGAUUUUAUUUCCCAUCAAGAAUCUCAACUAAUGAUAGGGUACAACGUGGUUCCGUUAUCUCAGCAGUUUUGACAGAUGACUCAACAAUGACAACUGUUGGGGAAGACAAUGAAAAUAUCGGUCUUUUGAGCAUGGAUCCUGGGUUGGAAUCAUUUAAAGAUCACUUCAGAUAUAGAAUGAAAAGAUACAUGGAUCAGAAAAGGCUAAUUGAACAACAUGAAGGAGGGCUUGAGGAUUUUGCACUAGGAUAUCAGAAAUUUGGAUUUAAUAGAGAAGAAGGAGGCAUUGUCUACCGUGAGUGGGCCCCUGCAGCUCAGGAAGCACAGAUUAUCGGGGAUUUCAAUGGAUGGGAUGGUUCGAACCACAGGAUGGAAAAGAAUGAAUUUGGUGUUUGGAGUAUUAAAAUACCUGAUUCUGGUGGAAAUCCAGCCAUUCCUCACAAUUCAAGGGUCAAGUUCCGAUUCAUGCAUGGUAAAGGAAUUUGGGUUGAUCGAAUACCUGCUUGGAUUAAAUAUGCUACUGUGGAUACUACACGUUUUGGAGCACCAUAUGAUGGUGUGCACUGGGACCCACCAACUUCAGAAAGGUAUGAAUUUAAGUUCCCUCGGCCUCCCAAACCCAAUGCCCCACGCAUAUAUGAGGCUCAUGUUGGAAUGAGUAGCUCAGAACCCUGUGUUAAUUCCUACAGAGACUUUGCUGAUAAUGUUUUGCCUCGUAUACGAGCAAAUAACUACAACACAGUACAACUAAUGGCCGUAAUGGAGCAUUCCUAUUAUGCAUCAUUUGGUUAUCAUGUUACAAACUUUUUUGCUGUUAGCAGCAGAUCUGGGACUCCUGAGGACCUUAAGUAUUUAAUUGAUAAAGCCCAUAGCUUGGGUAUAUGUGUCCUGAUGGAUGCUGUCCACAGUCAUACAAGUAACAAUGUCACUGAUGGUCUCAAUGGUUUUGACGUUGGCCAAGGUGCUCAAGAAUCCUAUUUUCACACUGGAGAUCGAGGCUACCAUAAGUUAUGGGACAGUAGACUCUUUAAUUAUGCUAAUUGGGAAGUUCUUCGCUUCCUUCUAUCCAACUUGAGGUGGUGGCUUGAGGAGUUCAAAUUUGACGGGUUUCGAUUUGAUGGAGUAACUUCCAUGUUGUACCAUCACCAUGGAAUCAACAUGGCAUUCACUGGAGAUUAUAAUGAGUACUUCAGUGAGGCAACGGAUGUUGAUGCUGUUGUUUACUUGAUGCUGGCUAAUUAUCUGAUACAUAAUAUCUUGCCAGAUGCAACUGUGGUUGCUGAAGAUGUUUCUGGUAUGCCUGGACUUGGUCGUCCUGUCUCUGAGGGUGGAGUUGGAUUUGACUACCGCCUGGCAAUGGCCAUCCCUGACAAAUGGAUUGAUUACUUGAAAAACAAGAGUGAUCAAGAGUGGUCAAUGAAUGAAAUCUCCUGGAGCUUAACUAAUAGGAGAUACACUGAGAAAUGUGUUGCUUAUGCCGAGAGCCAUGACCAAUCCAUUGUAGGUGACAAGACUAUUGCCUUCCUCCUGAUGGAUAAAGAAAUGUAUUCUGGCAUGUCUUGCUUGACAGAUGCUCCACCUACUAUUGAUCGAGGGAUUGCUCUUCAUAAGAUGAUACAUUUUAUAACUAUGGCACUAGGAGGCGAAGGAUACCUUAAUUUUAUGGGAAAUGAGUUUGGCCAUCCUGAGUGGAUUGACUUCCCCAGAGAAGGCAACGGAUGGAGUUACGAAAUGUGUAGACGCCAAUGGAAUCUCGUGGACUCUCCGCAUUUGAGAUACAAGUUCCUGAAUGCAUUUGACAGAGCUAUGAACUUGCUUGAUGAAAAAUUUUCAUUCCUAGCGUCUACGAAGCAGAUUGUGAGCAGCACAAAUGAAGAAGACAAGGUUAUUGUCUUUGAGCGUGGAGAUCUGGUUUUUGUGUUCAAUUUUCAUCCGGAGAAUUCAUAUGAUGGGUAUAAAGUUGGGUGUGAUGUGCCCGGGAAGUAUAGAGUUGCACUGGACAGUGAUGCCUUGGAAUUCGGUGGACAUGGAAGAGUGGGUCAUGAUGUAGACCAUUUCACAUCUCCUGAAGGGAUACCUGGAGUACCUGAAACAAAUUUCAACAAUCGUCCCAACUCCUUCAAAGUACUCUCACCAGCCCGCACAUGCGUGGUUUACUAUAGAGUCGAAGAAAACGAAGAAAGUCACGACCAUGAUGAUGAGAUGAGCACGAACGAGCUAUUAGCUGCUGGUGCUAAAGAAAAGCAAGAGGAUCUCGAAGAAGCUCCCGCCCAGAAGGUCGGAAAACCACCUUCGGUUGAUGAUGACGAUGACGAUGCAUCAUCAGAUGAGAUUAGCGAUGAUGCAUCAUCAGAUGAUUGA
Molecule: messenger RNA, 2703 nt
Organism: Dovyalis caffra
Lineage: Eukaryota; Viridiplantae; Streptophyta; Magnoliopsida; Malpighiales; Salicaceae
Source: the annotation of a GenBank genome assembly